Myripristis murdjan (pinecone soldierfish) is the source of this 4724-nucleotide messenger RNA. RefSeq names its product kelch repeat and BTB (POZ) domain containing 11 (gene kbtbd11). Gene Ontology annotation, molecular function: protein binding. Lineage: Eukaryota; Metazoa; Chordata; Actinopteri; Holocentriformes; Holocentridae. The coding region runs from base 652 to 2823 and encodes 723 amino acids. The transcript is spliced from 2 exons. The record is from RefSeq and is a predicted model, not a curated record.
UGCUGUGUGUAGGGUUAAUACAGGCGGAGGGGGUGUGGUCUAGAUUCAACACAAUAAUAACUGCCUCACUGUAACCAACUGUAAGAAAAAAAAAAAAGAAAAAAAAGCACUGUAAAGCGGGUCCAGGGCAAGCACCGUGGCUCCGCUUCACGCUGGACUCGGUGUGUCUGGAAGCCCGUGGAUGUGCGCAGCAGCUCUCCGCCGCCACAGGAGGAAGUCACUUGGCGACGGUCACUGAGGCUCUCUGUGAGGGAGGUGCGACCUGAAGUGACAGUGUGGCCGUCUCUCUGCCUCCUUCAGCGCGGGAUCACGGGGUGUUUUCGAGCGGAGGACAACAACAGUCCCGGGAAACCGGAUGGCCGAACGGUGAGCGGACCGGAGAAACCGUCCGGAUCGAGCCGAGUCCGCCGGGGAACCUCGGCUGGGUUCGUCAGGAUUGCGCCUGCUUUACGUAACAGGGCUUUUGUGGAAAGACUCGGAGGGAAACUGCUGGUGCUGAGCUUUGUUUGUUUUUUUUUCUUUUUUUGACAUCACCGAGAGAAAACGCAGGUGACAAAGGAAGGGAAGCUCUGGGUCCAAGGCACGGCUGUGUUAAUCUGCUCAGCAUGACCGGUGAAAGUGCUGCCUCCCAUCACUAGUGAGCAGGUCAAGAUGAACGAGGGCCAGAGUAAGGGAGGAGGGGCCUUCACUGUGAAGGCAGAUGUCAUCCUCCAUGCUGUGAAUCCCGACCUUGUCUCCUCUGCUGAGGAAGAUGGAAAUUUAUGUCCAGGAGCACUGAGGAAGGACGGGAAUGCCCCACAUGUGGGGGGAUUCCUGCAGGACGAUGGAGAUUUUAGUCCUACAGUUCCUUUUGAGAAGGAAUACCUGUUGGAUGGAAGUUUGAUGGAAAAUCACAGUCUUGAUAAUCAGAAGGGAAAUGGCUCAUAUAUCUCAAAAGCUAAUCAGUUUAACAUCUCAAACGACAAGGUUGUUACGGAUCUGCCUCUUCAGACUGACUCCACUCUGUCCAGACUGAACACUGGCUUGGACCAAAACUGUACACUUGGUAAAAAUGGCAUCAAUGAAAACCACAAUGGUGCCAGGGCUAAAGAGUCCCACAGGGCAGAUUCCUCAGUGUGCUUCUCCAGCCAAGCCAAAGAGGAAGCGGAUGGCAGUGUGUCCAUCAGCAAAGAGACUUCUGUGAUAGGUCAGUGUCAGAUAAAAAACAUUGCCACCCCCUCCUCGGAACCGCCGACCACUGUGCCUGACACUCAUUGUAUCACCGCUGGCACAAAGCCAGGGGGCGAAGAUCUGGCUCGCUCUUUCACUCCCAGCCCCCAUGCAGCUGAUCCCCCUGACUACAACUCACUGUAUGGACACUCAGUCCUUAAAUCGAACGUUGAGCACAGGAACAGUGACAAGAAAGCUGAAGACCCAGUGUCUAAAAAGGAGCCUGAUUUAGUCAUCGAAGUUGGCGGACAAAAAAUCAGUGCACACAAGUCCGUCCUGGCCGAGAAGAGUGAUUACUUCAAAGCACGGCUGUCACGAGACAUUCUGAAAGUGAAGGGGGUGAGUUACAAGACUUUGUCCAUAUUGAUAGAUUAUGUUUACACUUCUCAGAUGAAUGUGUGCAAGGACAAUGUGGUAGAUGUCAUCACAGGGGCCAAGAUCCUCCAGAUCCCCUGUGCCGUCCAGGCUGCCAUGGACUCCAUGUCUGAACAAAUCACAGCGGGGAACUGCUACGAGGUUCUCACCAUCGCCAAAAAGCAGCGACUUAAUGAACUAAAGGAGACAGCCUACCGGUUCAUGAGCGACAACUUCCUCCAAAUCCUCAAGGACCCUUCUGUUUAUGGGCGUCUGACUGGAUCGGAGAGAGAUCUGAUCCUGAAGAAGAGACUGGAGGGGAAGAUGACUUUGAUGGUUGCAGAGAUCAACGAUGUGUUUGAUCGCGUAGCGAGUCGUCCGCCAAGUCGCUGCAGCAGCCGACCACAGAGCCCCUUGUCGGUGUCAUCUUUUGAGGAGAACCACAUGAUUUACUGUUUUAGUGAGACUGAAAAUGACUGGAGGCCUUUGACUGUGAUGCCUGAGGACAUAAACACUAAAGGGUGUGGGAUCUGCACUAUGUAUAACUACUUGUUUGUGGCAGGGGGAAUAAAGGGCUAUGGGGACAAGGGCAAGGUUUCAGACAAGGUCUUCUGUUACAACCCAAUAACCAACCGCUGGACUGAGGUGCGCCCUCUGAACCAGGCCCGUGCGCAGCUCAAGCUAGUGUCUAUGGAUGGUUACCUAUAUGCCAUUGGAGGGGAAUGUUUGUUUACAGUGGAAAAAUAUGACCCUCGUAUGGACCGAUGGACCACAGUGGCCCCCCUGCCAAAGGGAGCCUUCGCUGUGGCCCAUGAAGCCACCACCUGUAACGGAGAACUUUACGUCUCUGGGGGCUCACUCUUCUACCGCCUUCUCAAAUACGACCCCAAGAGAGACGAGUGGCAGGAGUGCCCCUACAACAACAGCAGGAAGAAGUCCACUGACAUGGUGGCUUUGAAAAGCUUCAUCUACCGAUUCGAUGUCAGUCGUGAGCAGGGGAUCAACGUAUUCAAGUACAACACCAUAGUGAAAAUGUGGCACGAUUGCGCAUCGCAGAGGCUAGGAAGUCCUUUACCAUUCAGGUGUGCCGUUAUCGGGAAUUGCAUCUACUGUGUGAAUAAAACCCAGACUCUUCAGUUCAUAGUUGAGGAAGAGAACGCCUACUUUGUUGAGGAGACACUGAGGGCCCCUCUGGAGGCUAAAGGUGUUCUCUUUCCUUUCGUUCUCACUUUGCCUGAAAAGCCUGAAAAAGUUGCCUAGUGGUGUGAUCCAGAAUUAAUGUCUCCUAGCAAAACUGGAGUUAGGCAGAAAACCUUUCAUACACUUUUCAAUGUCAGCUUUAUAUCUCAUUGUGUCCAGUUUACCUGCUUGAAAUGGAAUGUGUGUGUUUGCAUGGCAAGUAAAUGUGUCUACAGGGCAAGCCUUAAAAGGAAACCUUUUUUCAGUGUGGAAUGAAUGCAAUGAUACAUGCAUCUGACUGUAGAUAAUGACAUGAUGAAAGUGACUGUAGAUUAUAUUGUGUUUUCUGUGCAGUUUUGUUUGGUGCACUUUCGUAAUUGCAGUUAAAAUAGACAUUGUUUAGAACAUAAUGACUAGUUGGUUGGUGGCUUUUAUCAGAAAAAAAACUUUUGUUGAAAAUUGUUGUAUACAAGAUGGACGGAAAUAGUCAUGGUACACCCGGAGACGGAUGCUUCACAUCGGUUCUAUGCAAAUGAAAUGAAUGAAGAUGAGUCUGCUGUGAUGCUGUGGUACUACAGCGUUACAGUGAGGGGGGUCUGACUGGAAGGAAUACAGUAUUCCCAUCAUUCCUACAAUCCUGAUCCAAAAUGCUUUUGAAAUAACUUAACGAAACAAGGUCACAUAAAACAUGUUUUCUACACAGAUGCUACCCCUGCAGACUGAUAUCGCAUUUCUAGAGCACAAUGUACUUGUUCAUUCAGGGUGUCUUUCGAGUCAAAACAAACUCUGGAUUAUAGCUCAUUCUUUCUGGUGAAGCUAAAACAUUCUUGGCACAUUGUGAGGCUGAGAUGUAAAACAGAAUCUCAAUCGUUAUACAUUUUGCAGGGUGGAAAGAUUUGAUAUGACCAAAAUCUGAAAAGAAAGUAGUGAUACUGUUUGAAAAAAGGGCACAAAUAUGUACAUUUAUUUCUAGAUUCAGAAUAUGCUAUUUUGCUUAAAGUAUAUACUUACUUACUUCCUACAUUUUGCACAUUUGCCAAAGAGGAACUACUCAGUCAGGCUAUAAUAACAGUAUUGAAUCAAAUGACAGAUAUUUCUUACAUAUUUUCUUCAUAAAGUUCUAUAUCAAAAAUCAUCCUUCUGACUACACCGUGAUCAUAUCAAGACUUAAAGCAAUAGCUGUUUCUGUUGGUAGAAGGGCACCAUGUUUGCUGCUACAAGCACUUUCCAGGAAACGUGGAAAGAAAGAAAAAAACGCUCAAACUGCACAAAGGCACUUCUGUUAUCUUUCUUCCCUGCAUUCAUUUCAGGGAAAUAGAAUUAGAAAUUACUGGAGUGUUGUGUUAGCCCUUAGAAGAAUCCUCUCUAACUGCUAGCAGGCUACAUAUAGUUGAGGUUUAUCAUGGGGAUUCAGGUCACAGGUCAGAUCAGACACUUUAUUGCUUCAGCAUGGUCAUAACUCAAUACACGGCACUUAUCACAUCCACAAAUAAGAUUUCAUGGUCCUCUCUUGAUGCCAAACACUUGCAAACCACGCGCUUCUCACAUCAGUAGAGCAAUAGGACCCAUUCAGCUCCGAGUCCUGUUCUUUUAGAUGGCUGACAGUAUUUUUUAGCUGCUGCGACAACACAUCAAUGGGAGUUUCAUGAAGCUACAGUAUGGACGCCGAUACUGAUUUAUCCUUAGAACAAAUUGCUUUUGGUAAUAAUGUUUGUAAAAAUGUCUCAGAGUACUCACUGUGACUAAGACAAAAUGGAUGUGGUUUGACUUUUUGGUAUUUUGCUGGCUGGCAUCAAUAUUUUUGUGAGUAUUUUUUAAUGGACUGGUAGUUUUGGAUCUGCUGUUGUGAUGGACAGUGAUACAAUGCAGCGCUAGGCGAAGGCUUCCUGUUUCAAGGCGUUUAAGUCGGCUAACAAACUAACUGUUGGAUAAUGUAUAUUGGUCAAAACUAAGUGCUUCAAAUAAAAUAUUUUGUGUCUGAA